GGGGUUCCCGGGGCCUCGUGGAGAGCCUUCUGCCUGGGGGCCGGCGCGCCCAUCCGUCUGCCGCAUGGAGGGGCUGCGGGACACCGGCCGGAGCCGCAGCCCUGAGCGCGGCGGACUCAGAGGCCGGGGCCACGGGGCUGUGUCACCGCGGCCGGACAACGAGGAGCCUCCCCGGCCAGCCGGGCGGUUCCGUUUCCGUGGUGACGGGCCCGGUCUGCGGCCCGAGACCGGUCGGGUGGCGGGCGGUGCUGCUGUCUGGUCGAGAGGACCGGGCAACUGAUCCUCGCGCCCGCGAGCGUUUCCGCGGCUGUCCAGGUCUCCGAGCUCGCCAGGGAAAGGCGGGGAGGAGGCAAAUUCCAGAGCGUUCCCCCAGACCCCAUGGACUAGGACCCGGGGCCUUCGAGGAUCUCAGUCCAGGCCCCUUCCAAGGGGGUGUUGGUCCGGGCUGGAGGGGUCGGGAGUCACCUGCCUCUCCCCGCCGCUCCCAGCCCCUCUGAAUCCGAUCACACGGGGUUUGAGGCCGGCGGGUGUGGUUCAACUUUCCACCUCCUCCCUCGUCAAGAUGCUGUAGGGCGGAGACAGCGUGGACUUUGAAGAAGCGACUUAGCGGAUUCCGUUUGGUACACGGUCUCCCCGCCCCGCCUUAAUCUCGUCCACUCCCGCUCUUUACGUUGUAACUGAGGAGCCGACCUCGCGCGUUAUGUAAUCUGCGCAGUCCCAGCUUGUGAGGGGCAGACUCCGCACAGCGCUCGAUUUGUUGUCCUUCAGCAUCCAUUGGUAGUGAUCAUUAUCGCAGGGAACCGGUGGUUUCUAAAUGGCCCUCGCCGCAGCACCUUCACAGAGCCGUGCUGCCAGGCUUCCAGUGCCACCUGGAGCCCAGGUUUGGGCAGCAGAUCCCUACCAUAGGAAUAAAGAACUCCACCUUUACAUGAAUUGAGGACUCAUUUGAAAAGGAAAAAAAUAGUAGAAUAAGUCUUUUAAAAUAUGCUCAGCACAGACACGUAUGAGCUGAGAGGGAGAACCAGAAAUUAAAUAUUUGAAAAUUCAGUAAAAGCCCGAUAUGUGAUCACUAUUGAAAGGCGACUUUGUUUGUCUUACUUUGUGGACAGGAAGAGGAGGGAAUUGUUCUUGAGUGUUAAACUCCUUGAGGCUGCUCUGGGAUUUCUAAGACUUAGACAAAAAGAAGCACGUGGAGCUGAAGAUGGACCAGGCUUUGCUGCUCAUCCAUAAUGAACUGCCCGAGACAAACCUGACCGUCUACUGGAAUUUCGAUCGCUGUUACCAUUGCCUGCUUCAGGUUCUGGCCACCGUCCCGCAGAGCAGGAAGGCCGGGCGGCCGGGCGUCGCAGCCGUGGCCGUGGGCACCCAGCACGGGUCCAUCCUGCAGCUGAACGACACCGCGGAGGACAAGGAAGUCUGUAGGCUGGAGUACAAAUUUGGAGAAUUUGGAAACUAUUCUCUCUUGGUAAAGCACGUCCGUGAUGGAGUCAGUGAAAUUGCUUGUGACCUGGUCGUCAACAAGGAGCCGGUUGACAGUAACCUUCCUGUGUGUAUCGCGUUCCUUGUUGGCAUGGUGCUCGUCAUCGUGGUGUCCUUCCUGAGGUUCUUGCUGAGUUUGGAAGACUUCCAGAAUUGGAUUUCCAAAGCAAUCAAUUCUCGGGAAACCGAUCGCCUCAUCAAUUCCGAGCUGGGGUCCCCGAGCAGAGCGAGUGACCCCCAACCAGAGGCCUGGCGUCGGUCAGCGGCCCCGCUGCGCCUCCGCUGCGUGGACACGUUCCGAGGGAUGGCACUCAUCCUCAUGGUCUUCGUGAACUAUGGAGGCGGGAAAUACUGGUACUUCAAGCACUCGAGCUGGAACGGGCUGACGGUGGCCGACCUUGUGUUCCCAUGGUUUGUGUUUAUUAUGGGAGCUUCGAUUUUUCUGUCGAUGACUUCCAUUCUGCAGCGGGGAUGUUCAAAAUUCAGACUACUGGGAAAGAUCGUGUGGAGGAGUUUGCUGUUAAUCUGUAUAGGAAUUUUCGUUGUGAACCCCAAUUAUUGCCUUGGUCCACUGUCCUGGGAGAAGGCGCGCAUCCCCGGCGUGCUCCAGCGCCUGGGGGCCACCUACUUCGUGGUCGCCGUGUUGGAGCUGCUCUUCGCCAAGCCCGUGCCCGAGACCUGCGCCUCGGAGAGAAGCUGCUUUUCUCUGCUGGAUAUCACGGCCAGUUGGCCCCAGUGGCUCUUCGUGCUGAUACUGGAAGGCGUCUGGCUGGCCUUGACCUUCUUCUUACCGGUUCCUGGGUGCCCCACCGGUUACCUGGGGCCCGGCGGCAUCGGAGACGGGGGCAGGUACCGGAACUGCACGGGCGGCGCCGCGGGCUACGUGGACCGCCUGCUCCUGGGCGACCAGCACCUCUACCAGCACCCUUCUUCCGCUGUGCUUUACCACACCGAGGUGGCCUAUGACCCAGAGGGCAUCCUGGGGACCAUCAACUCCAUCGUGAUGGCAUUUUUGGGAGUUCAGGCAGGGAAGAUACUCCUGUAUUACAAGGACCAGACCAGAGGCAUCCUAAUCAGAUUCGCUGCCUGGGGUUGUCUUCUUGGGCUUGUUUCGGUGGCUCUGACGAAAGCAUCUGAAAAUGAAGGCUUUAUUCCAGUAAACAAAAACCUCUGGUCCGUCUCCUACGUCACCACGCUGAGCUCCUUGGCCUUCCUCAUCCUGCUGGCCCUCUACCCCGUGGUGGAUGUCAAGGGGCUGUGGACGGGAGCCCCGUUCUUCUACCCGGGGAUGAACUCGAUCCUGGUGUACGUGGGCCAUGAGGUCUUCGCCAACUACUUCCCCUUCCAGUGGAAGCUGGGGGACCAGCAGUCGCACAAGGAGCACCUCGUGCAGAACACGGUCGCCACCGCCCUGUGGGUGCUCAUCGCCUACGUUCUCUAUAAGAAGAAGGUGUUCUGGAAAAUCUGAGGCCCCAGCCGAGAUGCGUUCCUGGCAGAACCACUGGGCCCCGGGGAUCACUGACGGAGUCCUUGCUUACAAAACAGAUGGGCUGUGUGUUUCCCGCAGGGGCAAUGCGGACAUGCUCAGGCUGGUCGACUGGGACACAGCUUGUCCAACUCGGCCUCUGCACGCAGAACUCAGGCAGCUGACCCGCCGUGGCCUCUUCGCUCCAUCUGCUGGGUGGACGGCUGCCUCUGGAACUUCAUUCUCAGGAUGUGUGGCUGAACUUUUCCUGAGGGAUGGCCAGGCGCCUUUGCUUCUGUGCCGGAUGAAGCCGCCUCGGGUCUGCUUUCCCUGACCGUGUUUCUGCAGCCUUGUCUUCCCACACUUGUCCACGGAGACCAAGACGCCACCAUCUCUGCCGUGUCUGACUGUGAAGCUCACUGGGUGUCACGGACAGUAGCAUAGUCUACUAUAUUUUGGUUACGUAGUUUAAUAUUCCAAGAAAGUCCAAGUAAUAUCCUUUCAGAUCUGUAAGGUAUGGGUGGGUCCAAAAAAAUGCCUUUCCCUCAGAAGCCAUGUUCUGCAUUUCCCCACUUGAAAAAUUAGUGAAACUGUAGACAUGUGAUUCCUGGCCACCCUCGCCAGCAGUUACCUACCUAGGCACCUCCCUGAGCUCAUCACCUCUCCAUCUGUCUGCCCACCCGCCUCCCACCCGUCUGUCUGUGUAUCUGGAGGGGAGGGUCCCCCGAGCCAUCCUCUGUCUCUAGGAAGAGAGGAGCCCGCGUGCUCUGCCAUCCUCGCCGGACAGGUCCUCUCCAGCCCCUGGACCCAGUGGGGUGGGAGGCAUCAGUGGCUUUCCUGAAAUCCUUAGAAGAGAUCAUUUUGUUACCGAAAACGCUUCAAAAUAAAUGAUGUUUAAAAAGCUC
Capra hircus (goat) is the source of this 3849-nucleotide messenger RNA. It is a transcript of the gene HGSNAT, whose product is annotated as heparan-alpha-glucosaminide N-acetyltransferase. Bases 1202 to 2947 code for a protein of 581 amino acids. Gene Ontology annotation, cellular component: lysosomal membrane. Gene Ontology annotation, biological process: lysosomal transport. The record is from RefSeq and is a predicted model, not a curated record. NCBI's taxonomy places the organism in Eukaryota, Metazoa, Chordata, Mammalia, Artiodactyla, Bovidae. The transcript has 18 exons.